AUGGUGUUGAUUCGAGCCCGACGCACGAAGCUGGCGUCAGCUGUGCGACAAGGUGAUCAUGACGAUGCCUCGAGCACUCGGCGGCAGGCGCAUGUCCGAGCACGCCAGGACAAUCGACGUCGUGCCGUACUGUAUGAUGUGAGCUCGCCCUCUGGGAAGCGCCUACCCAGUGUCAGUCUUCAGCCCACCGAUGCUCGAGCUCGACGCGAUUUGAUGCGCCUCACGCAGAUGGAGGACAAAAGAGUGGAGAGCGACAAGAAAAGCGCCUACGAAGACGAGCAAAACGACUGCAAACACCGCGAGCAUCUGAACUACAGGCCGCCUAUGGAUCAUAUUCAAAACUUGCGAGAUUUGCAUACAACCGUGGCCAAAGACUGCCGGAACAACGUAAAACUUACCCCCGAGCAGCGAAUGCUCGCUAAACUGAAGCAGAAAUUCGCCUCAAAGCAAUACGGAGAACCUCCGACUGGCACAAAACCUGAAUGGCGUCUCGGGUACAAAAACAACAUCGACACUGGGUCUCGUGCCGGGGUGAAUGGCACAUUUGAGCCGCGCGAUGGCGCCCGAGAACGGAUUCUGGACUCUCAAAGCGCUACAACAUUGCUCCCUGGAUCCGUAGCGGUCGCUUACCCUUUGAAAAAGUCGAAGAUUCCGCGCCGCCGAGUCAUCAAGAAGAAACCGUGGUGUCCAGCGUCCUCCUCCAAAUCGCCGAGUUCAUCAAGCCUUCGAAGGCGCUACCCGGUCGAACGCUUCACUCCACCGAGUUUUGAUAAUAUGGUGAGCAGUCCGGAUCAAGAGAACGAGGGCAGUCCUGCUUUGAGCCCCUUCGAUCACGACGGACUUCAACGGUUUCCAAUACGUAGCGUCGAACCGUUUGAACCGAUUGACGAGGCCCAGGAAGAAUUUGUGGUCGAUACACGAUGUGCGCGUCGACAACAAACGCUACUGACUAAAGUCGCUGAUACGUACGCGCGGGUCCGAGCGCGGAUGGACCGCAUGAAAGACCCGCACUUGCGAUACGAACUGCCAGUCGAAGAUGCUGCGCAACAUCCUCGAGCUUACCGUCUUGGUUUGGACGUGCCUUCGACUGCGAUAAAGCCAACGAAGCGUAAGGAGAAGUUGAAGUUUCGGCCAAAAUCUGCCGGUACCAGUUUGGGCUUCCAAACUGGUUGUCUCGGCCCUAAGGGAGGCGACUUGCUAGCUCCCGAACGUAAUGGAAGUGGGAAAGUUGCUGGAGCAAGACGCAGACCUCAUUCCGCCAGUAUAACGUACUUCAGAAACUCGACAGUUUAUUGCAUGGGCCCUGCAACUCCAUCCAAGUCGGGUUGCGUCUCCGCUGCUACGGAUUUUCGCAGCAUUUUCGAGCGAAUGACGCUUGAUGAGUACAUGAGCGCGUGCGGCUGUCUCAACACGAACAUGACACCGCCGUUGACAGCGUCGGACAGGAAGCAGCCCGAUUCUCCCCACUCUUCGCCCAUUAGAGAGAUCAAGCGAUUCAGUACCAACCUCACUAAUACGGAGCUGAUGGAUGCGGGCGCAGCUUCAUCGGUGGAUGCGUCGCCGUCCUUCAUGGCAACACGAAACGCACUGGCAGUGUCGAGGCAGCAAUUUCACUUAGCACUGGAAGCUUUCAACUUGUCUCCGACCGACGUGAACUUGUUCUUCUCGGCUCUGGACGUGACUGUGAGCGACCGAGUGCAAGUUUGGGACGCAAUGUGCUCUGUAGAAACUCUGCAGCACGAGCACACGGCACUACGGCGUGCGCGCGUGCAACAAUUGCAGGCGCCACCAACGAAAGACCUCGAGUUCUUUCGCAGACAAAGCACUUAA
Messenger RNA from Phytophthora sojae, 1830 nucleotides. RefSeq lists its product as hypothetical. The record is from RefSeq and is a predicted model, not a curated record. Bases 1 to 1830 code for a protein of 609 amino acids. Lineage: Eukaryota; Oomycota; Peronosporomycetes; Peronosporales; Peronosporaceae. The transcript is spliced from 3 exons.